ACCCCAAAGCGGCACCGCGAAUCAGUCGCAAAAAAGUGCCCGUCGCCAGAACGCUGAAAAAACAGCAAACAAUUGAGAUAAAUAAAUAGACUCGAGGUAGAAAUAGUGUCAGAGUGACAAGAAGCAGCCAAAAGCGAGAGCUGCCACAAAAAUCGAAUUGGUUAAGGAAACAAUAUCAAGGAAAUCGCCGAGAGGAUAACGAAAGCGCUGCCCGCAAACGUGCGACCCCCUCCAUCAGUCCAUCGGUCCAUCAAUCCAUCAGUCCAUCAGUCCAUCCAGCCAACUAUCCCCAUCCAGUCAAUCCAGAUAUCCGCGAAUCCAGGAGCGAGCGGUGACGAAAGCAGCAAACAACACAACAAACCCAAAGCACACACUCCACAAAGAUGUCAUGGAGAUAUGCGCUUCUCACAGACAGAUACAGCAGCAGUAUCGGCGAUAGAUAUAGUCCCCACUAUUAUCAGUCGCCCAGCCGCCUGGAGACCUCCGAACAGACCACAGGCCGCCAGCUGCAGCGGGUCCUCCACUACUCGAUGGCUCCUAGCCGGGCACUUCCGGGACUAAGACGCGCCGAGUGCGCCAUCCACGACGUUGACUGUGAUGAGGUCUACCCGGGCAUCUACAUUGGCGAUGCUGCGGCGGCCAAAAACAAAACGUAUCUGCGGAUGAUGGGCAUCACCCACGUGCUGAACGCGGCCGAGGGAUGUCGGUAUGGCCAGGUGGACACUGGACACAGCUACUACCGCGAUAUGCCCAGCAUCAGAUACAUGGGCUUCCCCAUGGUCGAUGCCCCCACGACAGACAUCUCGCGCUACUUCUACGUGGCCUCCAAGUUCAUCGACAGCGCCAUCAGCAGCGGCGGCAAGAUCCUGGUCCACUGCCUGGUGGGCAUGUCGCGGUCGGCCACCUGUGUGCUGGCCUACCUGAUGAUCUGCCGGAAGAUGUCGGCGGUGGACGCGAUACGCACGGUGCGGAUGAGGCGCGAUAUUCGGCCGAAUGACGGAUUCCUGCAGCAACUGGCCGACUUGGACAUGGAGCUAAAGCGCAAGAACCUGUAUCCCUACUAAUACCCUUUUUGUGCGACUUGCGAUUUGGGACGGGGAGCCUGAGAGACAACCAAAGAUCCAGGAGAGCAAUAACGGGGGUAAACGGCUUGGAUCUUGAGGGGAUCCGGCGACUAACCAAAAGAAAACAGAAAAAACAGAGUUUAUAAUUAUGAAAUGAAAAUUGAAAAUUGAAAAUCGUUGUUCUAAACAAAAAAAGAAAUGGAAGCCUACAAAGCUAACGACUUAUAAUGGUAACUUGGUCUUCUGAUAUAUAAACUGUUCAUCCCCAAAACUGUAUAAUCGCGGCAUACCCAUAUUGUAGGACUAAUGUAUACACAGCCAGCCAUAAGGGAAUCAAGUUAUCUCCACUCUCACUCGAACACACACUUAGAGACCUAGAUUGGUAGUAGAGCCACGAUCGAAGCCAUACGAGGCGAUCAACCUAUAUACCUUGCCUAUACCUAGACGUACAGAUUUAUAUACUAUACAUGUAUUCCGGACCCACAUCUAUGCGUAUUUUUUCUAAGGCUCUCAUCUGUGUUAGCGUUCUGUUUCAUCCCAUAUACACCAAUCCCAUAUACACCAAUCCCCCAAUCCUAUAGCAAGCCCAAAUCCUCCAUAUCCCAAACAUAUAUGUAGAUGUACAUAUAAGAAGAGCUGAAACUAGAUCAUGAACAAUGUUUGCGCGGACACAAACGUAACCAGAUGCAUAUAUACUGAUAUAUAACUGUGUAACGGAUAUACAAGCAUGCGUUAUAUACACCUAUACCAUAUAUAUACUAUAUACACCAAGUGUGGACAAUGUAAUAAAACCAAAUUCAUAUUUUCUAGAACAUGUACGAUGUUUAAGAGCAGACGAAACAAAUAACUAAACCAAAUCAAAUGAGCAGAACAAGUAACUAAACUAAAAGUAAACUUAAGGAGUGAUUAAUAAUAAAAACCAAAACAAGAAC
Messenger RNA from Drosophila erecta, 1996 nucleotides. Its product is annotated as dual specificity protein phosphatase 3. Gene Ontology annotation, biological process: protein dephosphorylation; negative regulation of MAPK cascade. Lineage: Eukaryota; Metazoa; Arthropoda; Insecta; Diptera; Drosophilidae. The transcript is spliced from 7 exons. Gene Ontology annotation, cellular component: cytoplasm. The coding region runs from base 384 to 1064 and encodes 226 amino acids. The record is from RefSeq and is a predicted model, not a curated record. Gene Ontology annotation, molecular function: MAP kinase phosphatase activity; protein tyrosine/serine/threonine phosphatase activity.